AUGGACAUCCCCAGUGAUCGAACGUGUCAGUCAACCAAGCGACGCCGUGAAGAGACAACGGACGACGACGUUCUGGCCUCGAAGCGUCCCGGUGCGGCCAUACCUGCCUUCAAACGUCGUCACGUCAAGUACCAGCGUUACGGCAAGCCCCCGUACACUUACCUCGGCAUGAUGGUAGCAGCCAUCCAAUCCACCACGGACAAGCGACUGACUCUAGUGGGGAUCCAGGACGCGCUUCAGACGAUGUUCCCCUUCUUCCAGGGCCAAUACAAGGGAUGGAAGGACUCAGUCCGACACAACCUCUCUCACAAUCCCUGCUUCAUCAAGUCCAGUCGAGCACAGACCAAGAAGAAGAGUUCCAAUGGUUGUUUCUGGACAGUUGACCUAUCGCUUGUGCCUGCUGACUCUUUAAAGAGAUCUCGUGUGCCUUACGAAAUGGAGGGUAUGUGGGCAACUACCGUCACGAAACAGCUUAACAUCCCUGACAUCAUUCUUCCCCCUCCGCGCUCCCCUCCAAAGAAAGUAUUCCGAGCACGUUCUAGAAAGCAGACGACAGCAGAUUCGGUAGAUACACGAGACGAGACAACGCGAGAUCCCGGUGCUGCUCUACACGCACCGUCGCCUAGUCUGACCUACACGGAGGCCCAAUACACGCGAUUCCUGAGGGAACAGACACCAGAAGGGGUCCGUGUUCCGCUGAGCCACUACCCGCCAUUUGCAUCCCUCCUCUACCACACCACGACGUCCUCAGACAUCACAUCGGCGGCGGACAACCUCAGGAACCUGUGUCCUUCACCUCGAUACGGGACGCCGUUUGAAGACGAGAGAACAAGCGUCCCAGCCACCCCGCACCAUCUAUUCAGCUACGCGACAUUGAUUGACGAAUUGGUCUCAACGUCUGCAGUAGUUGAACACUUCCCCAUUCGUGUCCCCGAAAGCCCGUCUCCCGACACAGCUCCCGACAGCGCAGAUCCAUUUAUGCACUACCUAGCUGACCUGACGACUGUACCGGACUCGUUUUACUUCACCAGCCAGCAGACGACAACCGGUUGUUCAAAUAGCCUGUCGGAUUCGACCUACGUUCCCAUUAAGUACGAACCGGUGUCUGCUACUACCCCGAAGACAAGUGAGGGCAUCCCGCUGUACGCUGGAGAUCUCCAGCUCCCCACGCUCGCUCCCCCAGCCCCUCCGUCCGACUGUUCCACCAUCAGCUUUAUGUCGGAAACGAGUCAGAUGUCCACCGCGAGUUAUGGAACUCUUGAAACAGACUUCUCCACCGUGUCGUUCCAGAACAUCAAGGAUGAGCCAAGUGUACAGGACAUCUUCUCUUGA
Messenger RNA from Haliotis rufescens (red abalone), 1332 nucleotides. Its product is annotated as forkhead activin signal transducer 3-like. NCBI's taxonomy places the organism in Eukaryota, Metazoa, Mollusca, Gastropoda, Lepetellida, Haliotidae. The record is from RefSeq and is a predicted model, not a curated record. The coding region runs from base 1 to 1332 and encodes 443 amino acids. Gene Ontology annotation, biological process: regulation of DNA-templated transcription. The transcript has a single exon. Gene Ontology annotation, molecular function: DNA-binding transcription factor activity; sequence-specific DNA binding.